AUUAAUAACAGUUAUUUCGAUCGUGGUCAUGUUAUGGCUUUCCCAGAGAGUCUGUUUUGAUCAACAUUACUUAUCGGCUGCGUUUCUGACUGUUUAAACCUGAUAGCUGGUUACGCAGCUAACGUUAGCGAGCUACAGACAGGAGCUCUUCUACACGUUACUGCCCUUUUAGCUAACCCUAAUGUUACAUGCCAGAAUAAAUCAUUGAAAUGCCCCAUAAUCGCAGCAGGGUGCAGUUAGUAAUUAAACAUGACCUCUAACCACAACGUUAAAGGUGGACAACCAACCAAUGUUACCUAGAAAAUUUAUUAUCCACUCGUUACCGAAUGAAUGAACAUCUAAAAAUCAAUGUCAGAAGGGGACAGUGCUGGGGAGUCAAUCCAUGGGAAACCAUCUGUAGUUGCUGCCCUUUUCACACGGGUCGGACAGGUCUAUCAGUCAUGGCUAGACAAGUCAACGCCAUUCUAUGCAGUCCGUUGGGCAGUUACUCUACUACUUACUGCUGUCUACAUGGUCAGAGUGUACAUACUACAGGGUUGGUAUAUAGUAACAUAUGCUUUGGGAAUCUACCAUCUCAACUUGUUCAUUGCUUUUCUGUCGCCAAAAGUGGAUCCUUCACUGCUUGAUGAAGAUGAGGGACCGUCCCUUCCUACCAAGCAGAAUGAGGAGUUCCGCCCUUUCAUCAGGAGGUUGCCUGAAUUCAAAUUCUGGCAUUCAGCAACAAAAGGCAUCGUCAUUGCCAUGAUUUGCACAUUUUUUGAUGCCUUCAAUGUUCCAGUGUUCUGGCCUAUACUUGUAAUGUACUUCAUCAUGCUUUUCUGCAUCACCAUGAAGAGGCAGAUUAAGCAUAUGAUCAAGUACAGAUACCUACCAUUCACACAUGGGAAGAGGACAUACAAAGGCAAGGAAGACACAGCGAAAACGUUUGCCAGUUAAACACCUUCCCCUCCUCAUUUGAAAUGUAUCAGUCAUGGCUAGUGGGGAGUGACAAGGGUUUGAGAUUUAUUUUCCUUUUUUAAGUGGGACAGUAACAUGAAAACAUGACAUGUAAAGUACGAGUUUUGGUCCAUGGUUCACAGUGUUGAAUGAGGGUAUGAGCAGCAUGGAUCAAAUUAGUCUGAGAUUUUUGCCUUUGUCUGUUAAGGGGUAGGAAUUUUUUUUUUUUUUUUUUUUUUUUUUAUAACCAUUUUGAGAACCCACGAUUAAGAUUGGUCUGCAUUUGUUCAGUAGUAGGUGAGACUCAGUGCUGCCUUUUACCUUUUUACCCUAUGGGGAAAGUAUGAAGUCAUCAAGAAGGAACCACACUGAAAAACAUUGCUGUGAAAUUUGUAAUUCAUUCUUUUUCCAAUAACGGUGACUGCAGUGUCUCCUUCUCCCAAGUGAAAUAAAUCUGCCAACGUUUAAUUCAUAUAUUGGUACCUACGUCUUUGCAAGUUAUAUAUUGAAAGCCAGUAGUGUAAGUACCAAAAUAACACGAUUAGAUGUGUAAGAUGAAAUCUAAAGAUAAUCCAGAUGUCUGAGUUGAUAAAGUGUGCUGCUAGCUAGUGUCUCUGCCAGUUGUCAUCUGUAUUAAAUGCAGGCACUAUGUAGAAAGUAGUGUAGUCUUAUUUCAUUUGAAUAUGCAUCCAUGGCAGGCAAGAAACACCUAUGAUAAUUAAUUGGCUAUUAAUGCAAUUCUGUAUAUUAUCCAGUUCACACUAGUUGAUACUAGCAUAGCCACUGGAGCAAGUAUCAAUAUGGAUGAUUAUAAUUGGCAUCUGAAUAUUCAGCCACCCACCACAUCAUUGAAAGCAAGGAGACUGUCACUAACCCCACCCCUUUUAGUCUCCUAUACCCUACAUUUAAAUCAGUUCUGUCUACUUUUGCGCUAUUUGUAGAGUAUAACAGAUGGGAUACUGUGUUGUUGAACACAUCUAUAAAUGAGAAUUGUAUGUCAUUCUAGGGGGCAUCUAGCUUCAAGGGAAAAUCUGUGAACUCGCUUUACACAUCACAUGCUCUCAUGAAAAUACACAACCAGUAUUCAGGUCAAAUUUAUAACAAGUUCUAAUCUGAGAUUCUAAUCAAGCAAUUCCACAUUUACCCCAAACAGCCUUUCGCUUUGAAACAUUUCCCAUCUCUGUUUCAAAGCCUGAAGCAGGCCGUUCAGUUCCUGUACAUUAGCUGUUGUAAUCCUUUAUAAUCUGUUCUUAUUUCAGAAAAAAUAGUUGAAGUAAAUGCAGUCAUUCCAAACAAACUGUUGUUCUUUCUUUUGCAGAGGAAACAUAAGAAAACAGAGAUUGAGAACUUGUGAUAACAAAUGGAUGAAGUGGGUGGCCAUCACACUGUUUUCCAUACACUUGUUGCUUUUGUUCUUCUUGUUUUUUCUUCUUUCCCUUCCAUUUUCUAUAAAAUGUUGGGGAUUAUCUGUCAUUACUAAACUUUGAUCAGCAGUGUAGUAAGGGAUCAGAACAUUUUCCUGUACAAAGUUUGUGUUUCAAAGGGUUGUCUGGAGGAUUUGUAUGCGUGUAUAUAUAUAUGUUAAUGAUUUUUAUGAGAUUAUUUUUAUUUUUGGUUUUCUUCCAACCACCAUAGUGUUUCCAAAUGUUUAAAUCCAUUUCAUUUGUAGCUGAUAAAAGCAGAACUUGUUGAUUGGAUUCCAAAUUUGAUUAAUCAAAUACUGUUUCUCAUGGGUUGCAUGUUAUUGUUUUGUGCUACAGUUAUUUAAAAAAAAAAACAAUUUUAAUAACUUGAGUGUAAUUUUUCACUCCAAAUUCUAUUAAAGAGGCUGUGUCCCUACAAACGGUA
Molecule: messenger RNA, 2784 nt
Organism: Monopterus albus (swamp eel)
Lineage: Eukaryota; Metazoa; Chordata; Actinopteri; Synbranchiformes; Synbranchidae
Gene: rer1
Product: retention in endoplasmic reticulum sorting receptor 1
Exons: 7
Coding region: 349-936 (195 amino acids)
Biological process (GO): protein retention in ER lumen; retrograde vesicle-mediated transport, Golgi to endoplasmic reticulum
Cellular component (GO): Golgi membrane
Source: RefSeq, a predicted model, not a curated record